Rhinolophus ferrumequinum (greater horseshoe bat) is the source of this 1639-nucleotide messenger RNA. RefSeq names its product COBW domain-containing protein 2. Gene Ontology annotation, cellular component: cytoplasm. The coding region runs from base 759 to 1577 and encodes 272 amino acids. The record is from RefSeq and is a predicted model, not a curated record. Lineage: Eukaryota; Metazoa; Chordata; Mammalia; Chiroptera; Rhinolophidae. The transcript has 15 exons.
AAAUGUCUCUGAGUUAGGGUCUGGGUCACUUGCUCCCAGUAUGGGAUGCUUCUCAUCCCGGGGGUUAAUGAUGCCCAGACUCUUCCGCGUUAGAUUCACAUUUAUCAAGUGAGGUUGACAGUUAACCUUGCAUUUUGAAACUAGUUCCGGUGUUGCUGUCUGAAGCCCAGAUCCAAGCCCUUAAUUAUCCGUGUGACCUUUAACAAGUUAUCUUAGCUUUCUGAAGCUUAUCUACCUCACUUGAAAAUGGAAAUAAUACCGGCCACCUGUUGGAGUUGGUUUUCUCAUCUGCAGAAUGGGGCCGAAAUACCGACCUCGUAAGUCAGUUACCAUUAAAGAGUGUCCUGCCCGGAAAAUGCCAGCCAUUCCUCAGUGGAUUCCCUUUUUCCAGAAGCUAGUCUCUUCCAGCCAAUCUCAGACAUUUUUCUGAGGUCUGUUUGUAAAGCACUGUAGGAGAAAGUAAGAAUAAAAUCUCUGCCCUCCAAGACUGGUGUUUCUCAAACUGAGGCCGCUCGGGAUGCCCAGAGACACUCGAAUUCAUAGGUGCUGGGAAGACCACACUUCUGAACUAUAUUUUGACAGAGCAACAUAGUAAACGAAUAGCAGUUAUUUUAAAUGAAUUCGGGGAAGGAAGUGCAGUGGAAAAAUCCUUAGCUGUGAGCCAAGGUGGAGAGCUCUAUGAAGAAUGGCUGGAACUUAGAAACGGUUGCCUCUGCUGUUCAGUAAAGGACAAUGGCCUUAGAGCUAUUGAGAAUUUGAUGCAGAAGAAGGGGAAAUUUGAUUACAUACUGUUAGAGACCACUGGGUUAGCAGAUCCUGGUGCUGUAGCUUCUAUGUUUUGGGUUGAUGCUGAAUUAGGGGUUGAUAUUUAUCUUGAUGGUAUCAUAACUGUUGUGGAUUCAAAAUAUGGAUUAAAACAUUUAGCAGAAGAAAAGCCUGAUGGCCUUAUCAAUGAAGCUUCUAGGCAAGUUGCUUUGGCAGAUAUCAUCAUCAUCAAUAAAACAGACUUGGUUUCAGAAGAGGAUUUAAACAAAUUAAGAACAACUAUUAGAUCAAUAAAUGGACUGGGAAAAAUUUUAGAAACACAAAAAUCAAGAGUUGAUCUCUCUAAUGUAUUAGAUCUUCAUGCCUUUGAUAAUCUCUCUGGAAUAAGUUUGCAGAAAAAACUUCAACAUUUGCCAAUAGCACAACCUCACCUUGAUCAGAGUAUUGUUACAGUUACAUUUGAAGUACCAGGAAAUGCAAAGGAAGAAAGUCUAAACGUAUUUAUUCAGAAUCUUCUGUGGGAAAAGAACGUGAGAAACAAGGAGGAUAACUGCAUGGAGGUCAUACGACUGAAGGGGCUGGUGUCAAUCAAAGACAAACCACGGCAAGUGAUUGUCCAAGGUGUCCAUGAGCUAUAUGAUCUGGAGGAGACUCCACUGAACUGGAAAGAUGACACUGAAAGAACAAAUCGAUUGGUUCUUAUUGGGAGGCAUUUAGAUAAGGAUAUCCUUAAACAACUAUUUAUAGCCACUGUGACAGAAACAGAAAAGCGGUGGACAACACAUUUCAAAGAAGAUCAAGUUUGUCCGUAAUAUUAGAAGCAUUUCUUAUCAAAAGGAUUGGAUGAUAAUACUGGUAAUAUCUUUCCUACUGG